Messenger RNA from Drosophila eugracilis, 2974 nucleotides. It is a transcript of the gene Pms2, whose product is annotated as mismatch repair endonuclease PMS2. The record is from RefSeq and is a predicted model, not a curated record. Gene Ontology annotation, molecular function: mismatched DNA binding; ATP hydrolysis activity; ATP binding. The coding region runs from base 85 to 2814 and encodes 909 amino acids. The transcript has 8 exons. Gene Ontology annotation, cellular component: MutLalpha complex. Gene Ontology annotation, biological process: mismatch repair. NCBI's taxonomy places the organism in Eukaryota, Metazoa, Arthropoda, Insecta, Diptera, Drosophilidae.
CCAUUACGUUUAAUCUGGUCACACUGCAAAGUACAUCGCGCCAUAAUUUUGUGAAAUGUUACUUUGAUUACUUAAGACAAAAUCAUGAUAAAUAUUGAACAAAAUGCAGACGUACCAAUGCACGAUGAACCGGAGGUGCCACCACCCACCACAGCAGUUUCCGGCCAGAUAAAAGCCAUUGCCAAGGACACUGUGCACAAAAUCUGCUCGGGACAGGUGGUUCUCAGCUUGGCCGUGGCGGUCAAGGAGCUGGUGGAGAACUCUAUAGAUGCGGGUGCCACUCUGGUGGAGAUCAAACUGAAGGAUCAAGGAUUAGAGGGCGUGGAAGUCAGCGAUAACGGCAGUGGCGUAGAGGAAACAAAUUUAGAGGGCAUGACUGCCAAGUACCACACCUCAAAAAUACGAGAAUUUGUUGACCUGCUUGGCGUGGAAACCUUUGGAUUCCGUGGAGAAGCUCUAAGUUCGCUUUGCGCCUUAUCGGAUAUGGUUAUCCAAACAAGGCACAAGUCCACCGAAGUAGGCCUCAAAGUAGAACUGGACCACGAGGGCAAAAUAAAGAAGCGUUCUCCUUGUGCCCGUGGAGUCGGCACCACAGUCACCUUGUCCAACCUUUUCUCCACUCUGCCCGUUCGCAGGCGCGACUUUACCCGCAACAUCAAGAAGGAGUUCACAAAGAUGUGUCAAAUUCUUCAAGCCUAUUGCCUGGUAUCCAAAGGUGUACGCAUUCUCUGCAGCAAUCAGACACCUAAGGGCGCCAAAACUGUGGUGCUCCAAACGCAUGGUAACCAGGAGGUCAUGGCCAAUAUCUCAUCCAUAUUCGGAGCCAAGCAGGCAGCAGAUUUGGUGCCAUUGAAGUCUCCUUUCGAGCACGGUCAAUUAAGCGAGGAGGGUCUGCGGGCAGAUCUCGAAUCUUCAGCUGAUGUAGCCGAUACGACUUGCCCGCAAAUCAGCGCCGAGGAUGUGGAGCGCUUAAACCAAGCGGACUUUCAACUUGAGGGUUUUAUAUCCAGUUGCCGACAUGGUGCUGGACGAUCUAGCAGAGACCGGCAGUUCUUUUUCGUUAACUCAAGGCCAUGUGAUCCCAAGAAUAUAGCCAAGGUAAUGAACGAAGUUUACCAUCGGUAUAACGUUCAGCAGCAGCCCUUUAUUUAUCUCAACAUUGUCACGGCCCGCUCCGAUGUGGAUGUAAACCUCACGCCCGACAAGCGCCAGCUGCUGAUCAACAACGAGCGGAUUCUCCUUCUGGCGCUAAAGAAAUCCCUGCUGGACACUUUUGGCCAAACACCAGCUACUUUUAAAAUGCAAAACACAACCAUAGUGAGCAUGCUCGAACCCAAAGUAAAGCUGGAAGAAAGUGAGUCUGCGUUGGAACUAAGCAAGGAAAACAUUAAUCAAGAAGUAGGAGAUAUGGAUGUUCCUAUUAGCUCAUCUCAGAGGUUCAUGGAUGUGCUAACCCAGUGGCGUCGCACGGGAGAUACAAUAGGUACGGCACCAUCAGUUUCUGCCAAGCGACGACACACUGAAGCCGAGGAGUUGGCAACCAGAACUAUGAAAAUGCAAAAGAUUCAACAUUUUCUUAGCCAAGAGUCACCGAAGGAGCAGAGCUCGAAAUGCGAGUACGAAUCUGAAGGAACAAGUGAUAAUGAAAAGGCGAGGGAUAGCAAGGAGCGGAGCUUCCUAAAUGAUAGCUUAUUGAAUCUUAAAGAGCUGGCUAAGGAGUCCGAAGCGUAUGAUCUUUUGAUGCAAGCUCCCAAAGUAACUCGCAUUGACUGCAAGGUUCUUACGCCAGCUAAAAGCCGACAAAGUAUUGCCGAGUUCAUAGACUCAAAACCAGUGACCAAACAAGAGACCCCUGCAGAAACCAAUCAAGGUCCUCCUACUUUAUCUCAGCUAUCUGAAGAAACCGAUAUUGCAAGCGAUGAUGAUGAUCAUAUUGAGGUGCCGACACGCAUAGAGUUUGAUGAGGAAAUAGAGGAGGGUCCACCAAUACAUUUUUCAAGCGGAGAAUUGCGCACCACGCUUGAGGAGAUUGCGUCUUCCUUAAAGGCCCAGGAGCAGCAACAGCGGGACCGCAAGGCACGGGCCAAGCUUCAUCGUCUUCGCUUCAAGACCGAAAUUAAUCCCAACCAGAACAAUAACGCGGAGGCGGAACUGCAGCGGGAGAUCGGAAAAGAUGACUUUGCCCGCAUGGACAUCAUAGGGCAGUUUAAUCUAGGCUUCAUAAUAGUUAAACUAGAAGAUGAUCUCUUUAUCGUGGAUCAGCAUGCAACGGAUGAGAAGUACAACUUUGAGACGUUGCAACGAACCACUCAAUUGGAGUAUCAGCGCUUGGCAGUACCCCAAAAUCUUGAUCUGACAGCGGUUAACGAAAUGGUGCUCAUAGACCACCUUCCUGUAUUUGAGAAGAAUGGUUUCAAGUUUGAAAUAAAUCAUGAGGCUCCUGCCACGAAGAAGGUUCGCCUUUUGGGCAAACCGCAUAGCAAACGUUGGGAAUUUGGCAAGGAGGACAUAGAUGAACUGAUCUUCAUGUUGCAAGAUGCACCCGAAGGCACCUUAUGUCGCCCAUCUAGGGUGCGUGCUAUGUUUGCCUCUCGUGCUUGCAGGAAAUCCGUAAUGAUCGGUACUGCCCUAAACAGGAACACAACGAUGAGGAGACUAAUCACUCAAAUGGGGGAAAUCGAACAGCCAUGGAACUGUCCACAUGGACGUCCCACCAUGCGUCAUCUCAUUAAUAUCACAAUGCUUAUGGACAAUGAUGAGGAUGAGGACGAAAUGCCUACGUCCCAACUGAAGCAAGAUUCAGAAAUCGCAUGAUAAAUUAUUGUUGCAGUUUUUAUUUAAUUUAACUUUUCGUUUGAGCCACUAAGUAUACGUCAUUGUUCUGUAAAUGCUUACUUGAUUAACGAUUAAACGACAGGAUCAGACUUACAACUAAAGACAAAUACAAAGGUUAUCACUUGAGUAUGUCUAACAA